UAAUUAUUAUGCAAAAAAUUCUGAAUUUUAGGGAAUAUUUUUUAAAUCCUAAAGGAAUUAAGAUUAUACCAACUUCAAAUUUCAAGAGAGCUACACCAGUUGAAAGAUUGUUUGAUUAAUCUGUUGUAUUACAUAGGGCAGAGAAGCAAUUGGAGAAAAAUGUUGUUGUAUUCAAAUUGUAGCCAUACAAAUAUUCAUUAAAUAAACCUGAAAUAAAGCAAUAUUUUACAAAAUGUAAAAGAAAAUGUUUAAAAUAAAGUGUAUGGAUUGAAUGUUGAUAAAGUGAAUACAAUAAAUUAUAUGGGAGCAAUAAAGAGAUCGCCAAAAGGAGGUCGUUACAGAGAGAGAGAUUUUAAGAAAGUUUAUUUAUAAUUAAAUGAAGAUAUCGAACCAUUCUUUUAAAAAAUAGAAAAGUGAUUUUAAGCAUAC
Molecule: messenger RNA, 429 nt
Organism: Paramecium sonneborni
Lineage: Eukaryota; Ciliophora; Oligohymenophorea; Peniculida; Parameciidae
Source: the annotation of a GenBank genome assembly